AUGCCCCCCUACCACCCGAUCCUGGGCCACUUCGGCGCGCUGGCCCGGUGCGAGAGGCGGGUGGCGCACGACUCGAGCGUGGACCGGCUGUUCGGCCGGCUGUCCCUCCCCUUCACGGACACGGGGAUGCACUACGUCGACCUCUGGCCCUUCGCGUCCCCGCUGCUGGUGGUGACGUCGGCGGCCGGGGCGGCGCAGGUGCAGCGGCUGGGGCUGGGGCUGCCGCGCGGCGUGUGCGGCCAGCUCGACGUCGUCACGGGCGGCGAGAGCCUCCUGACCAUGACGGGCGCGCGCUGGGCCCGCUGGCGCAGGGCGCUGGGGCCGGGGUUCAGCUCGGGCGGGGCCGCGCGGUUCGUGGGGCGGGCCGCGCGCGAGGUCGGGGUGUUUAGGGACGUGCUGGCCGAGAGGGCGCGGGAGGGGGCCUUGUUUCGGCUGGAGGAUUUGACGCUGAGGCUGACGCUGGAUGUUAUCGGCUCCGUGACGAUGGGCGCGCGCUUCCAGCACCAGGAACGGGACAACCCUGUGGCCGAGGCGCUGAUGACCAUCAUAUCGUGGAACAACUACGAGGCGACCAUGAACCCGCUCACAAAGUACCUGUCGGCCGGGUGGCUGGUGCAGUGGUACAACGGCCGGCGGAUGAACCGGUAUAUCCACGCCCGGAUCGACGAGCAGCUGGCCGGGGCGUCGUCGUCGUCGUCGUCGCCAUGCUCGAAAUCCAUCCUCUCCCUCGCCGCGUCGGCCAUACUGGAAGACGGUGACAACGACGACGACGCCAACAACGACAUUGCUGCAGACUUCAAGGCGGCCAUGACGUCCCACAUCCGCCUCUUCCUCUUCGCCGGCCACGACGCGACCAGCACCACGCUCGUCUUUGCCUACCACCAUCUAACCCAGCGGCCCGAGUGGCUGGCACUGGUGCGGGCCGAGCACGACGCCGUCUUUGGCCCCUCCCCUUCCUCCUCCUCCUCGAAGCAGCAGCAGCAGCAGCACCGCCUAUCAACCGAGCCCGCCCUCCUCAACGCCCUGCCGCGCACGCUAGCCGUCAUCAAGGAGGUGCUGCGCCUGCACCCGCCGUCGUCCAAGAUGACGGAGGGCCGGGACGGCGCCGACCUCGUCGACGGCGCCGGCCGCGUCCUGCCCACUGCGGGGUGCUACGUCUGGGUGCUGCAUGGCAUGGUGCACGUCGACCCGGCCGACUGGGAGCGGCCCGACGAGUUUUUGCCCGAGCGCUGGCUCGGCGGAGCCGCGUACCGCCCCUUCGGCCAGGGCCCGCGCAGCUGCAUCGGCCAGGCUUUGGCCGUCAUGGUGCUCAAGGUGGCGCUGGUCAUGACGCUGCGGGACUUUGACGUCGUGCCCGCCCAUGACGAGUGGAGCAGGCUGCGCGGCGACGGCGGCAGGAAGAAGAGGGCAGAGAGGCCGACGGCGGAGCACCCGAGCGACGGGUACCCUUGCCGGGUGCGGCUGCGGAAAGUCUGAGCUUUCUGCCCAUGUGCCUGCCAUUCAUCUCUACACUUCAUAAUACAUACACCUCGGUACCUAAUUGGACGAUAUGCACAACACCAUAAUAUCACAUCUACUCGGUGAACAUCUAGUCUACUGUCGGUAUCCACAGGCACAUAUGCAACACCCGUCGUGUCUAUAUCAUGUCCAAUGCUCCCUUUGCAAUCGUUGCUUAGUCUCGAUCCGACAUGCAGCUUUCUCUCCCUCUGGCAUU
Molecule: messenger RNA, 1714 nt
Organism: Gaeumannomyces tritici R3-111a-1
Lineage: Eukaryota; Fungi; Ascomycota; Sordariomycetes; Magnaporthales; Magnaporthaceae
Exons: 5
Coding region: 1-1476 (491 amino acids)
Molecular function (GO): heme binding; oxidoreductase activity, acting on paired donors, with incorporation or reduction of molecular oxygen; monooxygenase activity
Source: RefSeq, a predicted model, not a curated record